ACAGAGCUGGGAGAAAAAAAAUGAUUCUAUAUUUGAAAACAGACCCAUAAUGUGGAGCUGUAGGGUUCCCUAUAGAUCAGUCCUACAUAUCUUCUCUGCAGCCUGGUUGGUACAAUGCAGUUCCUGGCCUGGCUCAAUUUGCUGCUUCUCCUUCCUUGUUUUGGUAUGACCAAAACCUGCUUCCCUGGCUGCCACUGUGAAGUGGAAACCUUUGGUCUCUUUGACAGCUUUAGCUUGACCAAGGUGGACUGCAGUGGAAUAGGCUCACAUAUUGUUCCUGUCCCAAUACCUCUGGAUACCUCCUAUUUGGAUCUAUCAUCAAACAAACUGGAAACAAUAAAUGAAUCAAUGCUUAUGGGUCCUGGCUACACCACCCUGGUGAGUCUUGACCUGAGCUACAACAAAAUUGCCAAGAUUUCCUCCACAACCUUCUCCAGGCUUCGGUACUUGGAGUCCUUGGAUCUGAGUCAUAACUCUCUGGAAGUCCUUCCGGAAGACUGUUUCUCCAGUUCUCCUUUAAGCGACAUAGAUUUGAGCAAUAACAAGCUCUUGGGUAUAGCAAUGGAUAUUUUUGCAUCAAAAGGUCAAGGAAAAUCCCUGAAUGUGGAUCUAUCUAAUAAUAUGCUCAGCACAAUUACAAGGCACCGUGAAAAGAGCAUCCCCAACAUCCAGAAUUUAAAUCUUUCUGGAAACAGGCUAACUUUUGUGCCAAACCUCCAAGGCAUUCCUCUCCGAUAUUUAAAUCUUGAUGGGAACCCUGUAGUUAAGAUUGAGAAAGGAGACUUCACAGGGCUGAAAGAUUUGAUUCAUUUAUCCCUCAGUGGCCUGCGUGGCUUUCGAGAGUUAUCUCCUCAUAGCUUCAAGGAACUCUCAGCCCUUCAAGUUCUGGAUUUAUCCAACAAUCCCAGCUUGAGUUCACUGACUGCUGAAGUCAUCCUUGGUCUGAACUCCCUACAAGAGCUCAACCUCUCUGGGACAGGUGUGUCAUCCUUGCCAAAGACUGUGCUGAAAUAUCUGCCUUCCAUCAAAAGCAUCACCUUGGGGAAGAACGUACAGUGUCUUAAGACCAUCAGAGAAGGACAGUACCACCGACAAAUUGGGCUGACCAAAAAAGAAGUCCUCAGUUGCUAUGACAGCCAUGGGUCCGUAGUAGCAGCACCUUAUGUUUCAUGAUGAAAGCUGAGGAGAAGAAGGAGUGGGGCAGGGAGGGUGGGGGGCUAUGGGAUUUGUACAGGUGUCGGACUGAGAUAGCUUGCAGUGUGCCUUUUGUAAAACUGUUAAUAAUUUAUAUAUUUGUAUAUUCCAAUAGUUGAUUGUGGAUUUUAUAAACUCUCAUAUCUUGGCCCGCGUUAUCUGCAGGCUCCAAACUUUACCUGGUGCAUUGUGGUCCUGCACUCAUCACGUUGGACAAGAGCAGUGAUGCUGGACAACGGGGGCCAAGCUGCUCUGCAGGUCCCAGGGCAGAACAAUCAGUCUAGGGCAAACCUUCAUGCCUCAGACGUUUGUAGGAGCAAAGCUACAUCUUUCCAAAGCACACACCAAAAUGUACCAACUCUGUAGCUGCUUACUCACAAACCCAUGCAUCAUCCUUUUUUUAAUUAUUACUCCCCAAAAUGUGCCUUCAUUAGCAGCACCCUGUUCUUUAUCAUGCACUUUCAGUCUUGAAGAAACAUUUCCAGACAAAGCUAAAUACAGAGUGCUCCUAAUAUGUUGGGUUUUACAUAUUAUUUACAUAGGUGUGCAAUAAACACUAAGUCAAGAACUUUUCCCACAAAUUUCUUCCUGUUUUUCCAUCCUUAUCCUUUUCUUGUCUUAUUAAAUUAGGUCCAGCUUUGGCAACCUCCUAUCUUUCUAACCUCAGCAAGCCAUUGCUCAGAAAUUACGUGCAGCAGAGGAAGGGAAGCAGAGGGGCCUGCCAACAACCCUAUCUCAUCCAGGAACCAGCCUUUGAUGAAGGAGGUUGCAAAGGGAAAAGAUCAUGGAGCCUGACUUAG
Molecule: messenger RNA, 1994 nt
Organism: Empidonax traillii (willow flycatcher)
Lineage: Eukaryota; Metazoa; Chordata; Aves; Passeriformes; Tyrannidae
Gene: TSKU
Product: tsukushi, small leucine rich proteoglycan
Exons: 3
Coding region: 115-1173 (352 amino acids)
Cellular component (GO): extracellular matrix
Molecular function (GO): protein binding
Source: RefSeq, a predicted model, not a curated record